Mesorhabditis spiculigera is the source of this 1428-nucleotide messenger RNA. Lineage: Eukaryota; Metazoa; Nematoda; Chromadorea; Rhabditida; Rhabditidae. The record is from the annotation of a GenBank genome assembly.
AUGGCUUGGUGGCUGACGAAUCGGUAUCGGGCCAUUGUGGUGGCCAUCACCUUUCUAUGCCUUACCGCCAUUAAUUCCAACUACAUCAUUAUUAAUUUCACGUUUAUUUGUAUGGAUAGCGACAUGAGCCAUGUUGUAGAGGAUGGAAAUGGCACCCUCAUCUCCCGAUACUCCUACGAUCCUUAUCAAAAAAGUUUGCUGGUAUUUGCCGUCGGAGCCGGAAGCGUUUUUGGAACCCUGCCUUUCAAUUUUGGCUUCAUCCGAUGGGGGGCAAAAUUUCCAUUCCUUUUCGCUGGUAUUUGCUCGAUGGUUGCUACAGCGGCAGUUCCACUGGCCGCUGAUCUGUCAUUUGCGGGUGUUCUGGUAUUACGGUUUAUUCAGGGAUUCGCCUACGCAGCCGAUUUCUGCGUCCUCGGCGUGAUUACGGUAAAAUGGGCGCCGCUGAACGAGAUGAGCAUUUUCAUCGCGAUCAUGACGAGUUUUGUGACGUAUUCGCCAUUUUUGACGAAUAUGGUGUCUUCAUUUUUCUGCACCUCGUGGCUGACCUGGAAAUGGUCAUUUUAUGCGCACGCCAUUUUCUCGGCCGUUUGCUUCACAGCCUGGCUUUUCUACUACGGUGACGAGCCGGCCCGGCAUUCUCGCGUAAAUCGAGAGGAAUUACUCAAGAUUCAAAAAGGCAAAACAAAAGAACACCUCGAAGCGGACCAUUUUGUACCCUACAAGGCGAUUUUAACAACCCCGACAAUGUAUGCAAUCUGGCUAAACGGAUUCGCCGAGAUCUCCACCAUCACGUUGUUGCUCACCUAUAUGCCAAUGUACCUAAAUAAAGUCCUUGGAUUUAGCAUCGCCUCCACGGGGAUGAUCUCGGCGAUGGCCGCGCUGAGCCAUGCUCCAGUGAAAUACGCUUCUGGAUGGUUCAGUGAUAAGAAUAAAACCUUCACCGAGCAUCGCAAACUGCAACUCUGCAACUUCAUGGCGGUGGGCUUCGCCGGUGUACUGUUCGUGCUUGUGGGGCUCGUAAAGACGGCCGGUGGCGGAAUUAUUGCUGUCGUUCUCAUCUUUGGCAUCUACCUGGCGAUGGGGGCAAAUUGCGGGGGGUACUGGAAGUGUGCCGCGCUCACGUCGAGGCAAUACGCAAAUUUCGUCCUCUCCGUCAACCAAUUUAUGAAGUGCAUUGCAUUGGGGACGGCGCCGGGAAGUUGGCUACUUUUUGUGAGCGAUGAAAGAGACGUUGACCAAUGGAGCUACGUGUACUACCUAAACGGCGCUAUUUUGAUUGUGGCAAACAUCGUCUUCUACUUCAUGUGCUCCGAUAAGCCGGCCGAGUUCACGAAAAUGACACGAGACAACCCAACUGGAAAACAGGAAUUUCUGAAUUCUGUUGAGAACUCGUUAAGAAGAGAAACGACAACGACAAACGGCGAGGCA